AUGGCGCGCAGAAUGUCUCCAGAAGAGUACCAAGCGAUUGGUCGCAGCUACUAUAAGCUGAAACAAUACGAGAAAGCCCUGGAAACCUUUUCGAAAGGUAUCGAGGCGUGUCCAACCGCGGAUCUGUACGAUCAUCGGGCUGCGACGUACGACAAGCUUGGAAACCUCAACGCCGCGGUCAAAGAUGGCAGAGAAAUGAUCAGAUUAAACAAGAAAGAUGUCAAGGGCUACUUACGCACGGCGAGCAUUCUGGAGAAGUUGGAGAAGCCUGAGACGGCGCUUGGGAUUUAUAAGUACGGGAUGAAAAAUGUGCCACCUAGCGACAAGAACUUCAAGCUCUUGCAACAACUUCACGACAAGUUCACUCGAAAAUUAUCACCUGCAUCGGCCAUCGAUCCGUUUACAGUGCUGCCUGCUGAGCUAGCGGAAAUGGUACUAGAGUAUUGCUCUUUCCGCCACAUGGUCAACUGCAUGCGCGUCAGCCCGGGAUGGAGGGACUAUCUCUCCAAGUUACCUAAGCUUUGGAUGCAUCUCGAUCUCUCCGGCGCCCGCCGACCAGUCCCUCGUUCUUUCGUCAAUACAGCGUUCAAGCGCUCGGAAUACCGAAUGACGCGCGUCACGAUCCAUCGUUUCGAACACAUGGACGUAGUGAAGAAUCUUGCGAAAGCAGCGAAGGACCUUACAGAACUAGAGCUCAUCUCCUUGCCACACACCAUGUCGGCCACACUGAUUGACAUUGUCAAAAGCGCUCCAAAGCUGAAGAAAAUCACGAUACUUCCAGAGAUCACGCAAGAUACUGCAGCGCAGAUAAUGCAUGCGAGGCCUGUACUGGAACACGUGGUCUUCGGCGCCUUGAGGUCCCGCGGGGCCGCCACUAACUGGCCAACUUCAUUCGGGAAUCUCCGCACACUCGGCAUGCAUUGGUCGUCCCCCGUCUCGACGGUCAAUCUCAGUCUACACGACCUCCUGGCUCGAACGCCAUGCCUUGAAUCCUUGGCACUCUCCAACGUACAACAUCUUGAGUACCCACAAGGAUGGCCCAGAGACGAAGCUCAAUUACCACCAUUGAAAAGCCUAACGCUGAAGUGGAAUAACCUUGAGCAGUUUCCUCUUCUCCCGCCCACGCUACAGCGACUGGUCAUCGAAAACGACGGUGGUGGAUUGAACCUACAGCAAAGCCUGCCCUUGCACCAGUCCUGUGUCCCAGAGCUCACACACCUAGCCAUAUCUGGCUUCAAAGGUCUGGAGCCAGAAACACUAGGAAACCUACUAGACAUCUGUUUCCACGAAAGUGAAACGGCAACAUGCUCAACACGAAAGCCUUUGCAAUCGUUAACCCUGCACGGCCUAAUCGGUGAUAUUUCAGAUGACAUGUUCGGAACCGGGCCUGAUGCGCGAACGGAGUCCAUAUUCGGCUUUUCCCCACGCGUCCUCACGCCCGCGUUGGAGUCCCUGGAUAUUGCCACAACGCUCUGCAAUGACGAUGAGAUUGAGAGACUCCUCAUGUACCCGACGGGACUCAAGACAAUCGACCUAUCGCAUACCCACAUCACUGGGGCGUCUAUCAAGAUGCUGGCAGACAAACUUCCGAAGCUGACGAGUAUCAAGGCGAAUCAGUGUGCUAACAUCAAUGGGCGCGAUGCGAUCAACUACGCAGAGCGAAAGGGGAUAUCAGUGAGUUGUCAGAUGGCUGAGCAGAAGGGUGGACGAAGGCUUCGCUACGGCUAG
Messenger RNA from Alternaria incomplexa, 1728 nucleotides. RefSeq lists its product as uncharacterized. Gene Ontology annotation, molecular function: Hsp90 protein binding. Lineage: Eukaryota; Fungi; Ascomycota; Dothideomycetes; Pleosporales; Pleosporaceae. The record is from RefSeq and is a predicted model, not a curated record. The transcript has 2 exons. The coding region runs from base 1 to 1728 and encodes 575 amino acids.